Molecule: messenger RNA, 3168 nt
Organism: Entrophospora candida
Lineage: Eukaryota; Fungi; Glomeromycota; Glomeromycetes; Entrophosporales; Entrophosporaceae
Source: the annotation of a GenBank genome assembly
AUGCGUUUCAAAAUACAUGCAUACCUUUUCUUUUUAAUAAUAAUAUCAGAAGAAAUCCUUGCAAUUAAUAAUAUACAUAAUCUUAGACUUUAUAGAAAACGCGCAAUUAAUCAAAAUGCCUUUGAGGAUUGUUUAAAACCAAUAACCGGUGAAAAAGUAUUCAAAUCAAGUCCCAAUUACAACUCUACAAUCAUCGAUGAAAACUCUGCUAUAGAAUUCUUUCCCAACGCCAUCGUAUUUCCAAAUUCAGUUAAUGACACACAAUUAGCUAUCAAAUGCGCUAAAUCCUUCAACUUAAAUAUAACACCAAGAUCAGGCGGACAUUCCUACGAGAGUUAUUCGUUGGGUGGCAAAGAUGGUGCUUUGGUGGUUGAUUUGAAAAAUUUCAAACAGAUACAGAUUGACAAAAUCAACAAUUUAGUUAAGGUUGGUGCUGGUAAUAGGCUUGGAAAUAUUUAUUUUGCUUUAUCUAAAGAUAAUUAUGUGGUGCCAGCCGGAACUUGCCCUUCAGUUGGUAUUUCUGGCCAUAUUUUAGGUGGUGGAAUUGGAAAUUUGGUAAGAAAAUUCGGUAAAUUGUCGGAUCAAUUAGUAUCGGUGGAAAUGGUGCUCGCAUCCGGUGAAUCCAUUACAGUCGAUACAAAUAAUCGUCCGGAUUUAUUUUUUGGAUUGAGAGGUGGUGGCGGUGGUAAUUUUGGAAUCGCCACAUCUUUCACAAUCAGAAUUCACAAAAUUGUUCCAAAAGUCACCACAAUUAGUAUUACAUGGGAUCUAACCACUCAACAACUACAUAAAGUUUUCAAUUCAGUGCACAAAAACAGCAAUGGACUCACAACAGAUCUUACAUUCAAUAUCGUACUCACGCCAGAUGAAAUUACACUUUCUGGUGUAUAUUUGGGCGAUAAGAACUCUGCAUCAAAAGUAAUGAAUGCAUUUUUAAAUGGUGUUGGUUCUGAAGGUUUGCAAUUGUUCGAAGAAUCGUGGUUUGAUUCGGUGGUUAGAACUUCGUUUGAGUCAAGAGAUAGAAAUAUAAAUCCGAAAAUUACACCUUAUAACUUUAAAGCUAAAUCCUUCUUGGUCGGAAAAUCAGGGCUAUCAACCAAUGGUUUAGACACAUUAGUGGAAUUUCUAAAGAAAAUCCCGUGUGAUACAUUUGCUGAAUUCGAUGUAUUCGCUGGUGGUAUUAAUGUCAAUCCUAAUAAAUCAAUCUUACAACAUUUGGAUUUCUUCUACGGUAUACAAUUAUUAACAUCGGGUUGGAAAUCAGACACACAAGGAAACGUUUGUAUUAAACAAAUUAACGAUUUCGGUAAAUCAUUCCAACGUGAUUUCACAUCUCCUUCCAGUUACAUAAAUUAUAUAGAUAGGGAUUUAGACGAUUGGCCAACUAGAUAUUAUGGUGACAAUUUAAAAACUUUACAAAUUUUAAAAUCAAAUGUUGAUCCACAACAAUUAUUUAAAUUUCCUCAAACGGGAGAAGAUUCAGAUAUUUUAGAAUUUUUGAAUCGUAAAUUAGCAAAUUUAUCUGUAUCUCCUAACGAUGAUAAUGUCGAUAUGUCGGAAACUAAUGAUGGUUUACCUGUUUGUGACACAUCUGACUUGCUGCCAAGAUAUUCACAAGCUAUUAUUGCAGCUGUUUACUCUAAAAUUCCUUCUUUUCGUCUUGCUGCAAUUACAAGACUUCGAAAAUAUCUUUCUUUUCAAAAAGUUGAUCAAAGGGUUGAAAAUGUUCUUGAUUUAGAUAUAGUGCCCUUGCUCAUCGAAUUUCUUGAAGAUCAUAAUGAUAAUAUGUUACAGUAUGAAACAGCUUGGAUUAUCACAAAUAUAGCCGCUGGCUCUACACGACAGAUUCAAGUAAUAGUUUCAGCCGGUGUUAUACAACAUCUUGUUGAUGUUUUAACAAAAUCAAAUAAAAUGGAAGUGCAAUCACAGAUUAUAUGGGCUUUGGGAAAUAUAGCAGGAGAUAGAGCAACGUUCAGGGAUAUUAUUUUAUCAACCGGUGUACUUGAUACAUUUAUUUAUUUGUUGAAGAAUUAUGGCCAAUACAAUUAUAUGAUUGUUAGGAUAACUGUUUGGGCCGCUGCAAAUCUUUGUCGUGCUUGUUCUUCUGCAUGUGAUUCUUGGUCAUCAAUUUCAGGAGCAUUUUCAAUUUUUGCAGAUAUUGUACAAUUAGAUGAUGCUGAGAUAAUUUCAGAUUCCUGUUGGGCAAUGUCUAGAAUAUUGAAUGGUACUCAUCGCCAAGAUUGUAAUUUGAUAGUUGAUAAUAAAUUGUGUCGUCGUCUAGUUGAGAUACUAAACAAAAAAAAUUAUGAUUCUUCAAUUCAUUUGCCUGUUCUACGUACUAUAGUUAACAUUACAUCCGGAGCAGAAAAACAAACACAAUCGGUAAUAGAUGCAGGUGCAUUAACUACAUUAGCAAAUUUGUUUUUAACAGGCAAAAAUACAACAUUAAGGCGUUAUGCUUGUCUUGCCAUUUCAAAUAUAGCCGCUGGUACUUUUUGUCAGGUAGAAGCCGUUCUUAAAGAACCAAGUCUAAUUGAUCAUAUUGUCAUGUUACUUUGGGAUAGUGAUAUAAGAGUUGUGAAAGAAGCAUGUUGGGUACUUAGCAACGUUACAAGAUUACAUGAUCCUGGUCACACAAAUUUUAUUUUACAAUAUGAUAUACUUGCUCCACUUUUACCAAUUUUAAAAAAUUUAUCAACACCCGAGGAAUUUCUGCAUAAAGUUAUUGAACUAUUUGUUAAUAUAUUAUCAGUCGGUGAUAUGUGCAGGUCAUCACAAACAACAAUUUCACAAAAUCCUUACGCAAAGCAAUUUAUUGAUGUUGGUAUAGUUGAUGCUCUUAUGAUUGUUUUCAAUAAUCUUAAUGAUUGUGUGGAGGAGGAUCUGUCUUAUUUUAGUAAUAUUAAUUAUAAUAGCUAUUUACAAGAGGAUGUUUUAUAUUUAUUGUUUUAUGGUCCUUUAAAUGAAAGAGUUUAUUUAUUAUUGGAAAAAUGGUUUUAUGGUUAUUUACACGGAAAUGAUAAUAGUGGUAGUAGCAGUGCUACUGCUACUAGCAGUAAAAAAGUUGACAAUAUGGAUAAUUCCAAUGAUGAUGUUGACGCAGAAAUUUCUAAUAUAGAAGAAUAUGUUAAGAGACUAUCUCUCAUGGAAGGUGUAGAUGUUUUCUAA